AUAUUUAAAAAUGCAAUUUUUACACAGAAUUACAAGCGAAACAAAAGACAGAAGUUUGAAGACUCAAAGAAUGAGUUGGAUGAUGAUGAUGAUGCUGAAAAACAAGUAAUUUCCGAAGAGGAAUUAAGUACAUCAGAUUCAAACAAUAGCUCUAAUGAGGAAGAAAAAGAUAAUGAAUUAUAUCCAAAGAAACCAAAAGAAAAAAAAAAGAAAAGAUUAUCAACUAUGCACUUACUUAAAAUGAGAAAAGAAGAAGUUACCCAUUUUCGUAGGAUCCAUAAAAUAUAUGUUUCAGGUAAUGAUGUUCCAGAUCCUAUUGAGAACUUUAAUCAGUUAGUUUCUGAUUAUGGUGUUAGUUCUUUAAUGCUAGGAAAUAUACAUAAAUUGGGUUAUGCUGCUCCUACUCCUAUACAGAUGCAAGCGUUACCCUUACUGUUACAUUUUAUAUUUUACUCAAUUAUUUUUAACGGCUUCUCAAUCAUGAUUCAUAAUCUUAAGGGUCCAGAGAAGGGCGGUGUGCGUGCUGUAAUUAUAGCUCCUACACGAGAACUUGUUAAACAGAUUUAUUCCUUUUGUGUCCAAUUAGCAGAGAGUACCAACCUUCGGACUCUUAUUAUAGAGGAUGUAAAUUCAGCCAAGAAAAAACCCAAGUUCCUUAAAAAACAUGAUAUCCUUAUCUCAACUCCUAAUAGACUUAUUUACAUGCUUCAAGAGGACCCACCAGUAAUUAGUUUGCAUAGGGUCCAAUGGCUAAUUGUUGAUGAAUGUGAUAAAUUAUUUGAAGUUGGUAAACAAGGAUUUAGAGACCAACUGGCAAUCAUCUACAAAGCUUGUGAUUCUGCAGAUGUUAAAAGAGCUAUGUUUAGUGCAACAUUUAGCCAUGAUGUUGAAGAAUGGUGCAAAAUGACUUUUGAUAGCUUAGUUUCUGUAUCAAUUGGUACUAAAAAUACUGCUGUUUCAACAAUAAAACAAGAGUUGCUUUUUGUUGGUUGUGAAGGUGGAAAAUUACUAGCUCUUCGCAACCUCAUAAAUGAGGGUUUUAUGCCUCCAGUUAUGAUAUUUGUUCAAAGUAAAGAACGUGCCCAAGAACUUUAUUCUGAACUUGUGUUUGAGAACAUUAGGAUUGACGUCAUUCACUCAGAUUUACCUCAAGAAAAGAGAGAUAAUGUUGUAAAAAAUUUCAUUGAUGGAAAGAUAUGGGUCUUGAUAUGUACAGAACUGAUGGGAAGAGGAAUAGACUUUAAAGGUGUAAAUUUAGUAAUUAACUAUGAUUUCCCUCCAACUGCAAUCUCAUACAUUCAUAGGAUAGGCCGUACAGGAAGAGCUGGUGAAGAAGGCAGAGCUGUUACUUAUUUUACUACAGACGACAUUGAAAAUUUGAGAAGCAUAGCUCAAGUGAUGAAGAAUGCUGGUUGUCAAGUUCCAGAUUAUAUAAUGAAACUUAAAAAAGGACCAAAGAAAAACAAAAGUGAACCUGUAAGGCCUAUCAAACGACAGAAAAUAUCAACUGUACCAAAAUAUGAAAUACAAAAAGAAUCUAAAAAGAGGAAACUAAUACAGGAUUCCAUUAAGAAAAAAUUUAAAAAGCAUGCAAGCAGUUGAAAGUGUACAUAUCUUAAUAUAUGUAAAAUAAAUCUGAUUUUUAUAAUAGAGUA
Messenger RNA from Stegodyphus dumicola, 1655 nucleotides. RefSeq names its product DExD-box helicase 52 (gene ais). Gene Ontology annotation, biological process: maturation of SSU-rRNA. Lineage: Eukaryota; Metazoa; Arthropoda; Arachnida; Araneae; Eresidae. Gene Ontology annotation, cellular component: cytosol. Gene Ontology annotation, molecular function: nucleic acid binding; ATP binding; RNA helicase activity. The record is from RefSeq and is a predicted model, not a curated record.